This is a messenger RNA of Conger conger (European conger), 905 nucleotides long. It is a transcript of the gene coxfa4l3, whose product is annotated as chromosome 15 C15orf48 homolog. The transcript has 6 exons. NCBI's taxonomy places the organism in Eukaryota, Metazoa, Chordata, Actinopteri, Anguilliformes, Congridae. Bases 31 to 525 code for a protein of 164 amino acids. The record is from RefSeq and is a predicted model, not a curated record.
GGGCUGAAAGGCACAGGCUGGGAGGCUUGCAUGGAGGGAGCUGCAGUCAUCUUAAAGGGAGAUUAUCAUGUCCUGGACGUGUGGCUGGGUGGAAUUUCGAUACUUGACAUCAUGCGUGUCUACGUGCCGCAGAACUCGUGUCACCUACAGUACAUUAACAGGGGAGGAUAUGUGAGCGAACAGAGGCGCUUCGAGCAUCGCACAGGUAACUUCUUCAAUCUCUGGCUACGUUUUAUUUUUAGCGACCACAGGGGAAGGUUAUCAAAAAUGUCUGGAUUCUUUCAAAUGUUGAGAAAGAGGAAAGAAUUAAUUCCUCUGAUCGGAUUCAUGGGGUUCGCAGCGGCAGGUGCCACGACUGCCUCUAUUUAUUUCUUAUUCACGAAAUCAGAUGUCAUAUUAAACAAGACGGAGAAUCCAGAACCAUGGGAGCAGCUCGACCCAUCGAAGCCUCAGAAGCUCAUCACGAUAAACCAGCAGUGGAAGCCAGUGGAGGAGCUUCAGCUCCUGAAGAGUAUGACAAAGUGAAGUCUCUGCCCUAACCCCCCCAUCCCCGACCCAUCCCAUCAAUCUCCCCCGCCCGGGCCGGGCCACGCACCCCUCUAACCCCCUGCCAGUCUAACAGAAUCAUCUCUGCACAGACUCGGGUCUCUCGCAUUCAGUGUGCGGAAAUGCUUCUGUUCCACUGGAGGGGUCUGAUCACCCGCUGGAACUGUCGUGCGUCCUGGACCGAAAGGACGCCCCCAAAAUCAUCCGCCCUUAGAAAGCCCUACUGUUUGCGCCCCUAUGAAACAGAGCUGCACCACGGCGCGAAAUUAACGGAAAGUGCUGGUGAAAGUUUUAAAAAAGCAUUUGAUUCUCUGGAUUGUAUAUAUGAUUGUAAAUAAAGUGUUACUUUUGAAACCCUA